Molecule: messenger RNA, 2682 nt
Organism: Exophiala oligosperma
Lineage: Eukaryota; Fungi; Ascomycota; Eurotiomycetes; Chaetothyriales; Herpotrichiellaceae
Exons: 4
Coding region: 1-2682 (893 amino acids)
Biological process (GO): DNA-templated transcription; regulation of transcription by RNA polymerase II
Cellular component (GO): chromatin
Molecular function (GO): DNA-binding transcription factor activity, RNA polymerase II-specific; RNA polymerase II cis-regulatory region sequence-specific DNA binding; zinc ion binding
Source: RefSeq, a predicted model, not a curated record
AUGACUGAAAGCAAGAAACGAGUCCUUUGCUGCCAGGAGUGCGGUCUUGCUGUCGCUCGACCAAGCCACUUGGCUCGUCAUUUACAAUCCCACCUACCUCCUGCUCGCCGUGACCACUUUACCUGUACCGAGUGUGGACGCCAGUUCUCCCGCAACGAUGUCCUGUUACGGCACCUGCGGACCGCGCAUCAGGCAUACAUCAGUCGGAAAAGAACGGCCCAGAAAAGCUGCUUUCGCUGUGUCAAGAAGAAAUUGAAGUGUGACAGGGAUCAGCCGUGUCUGCCUUGCACAAAGUCUGGCGCUGCCUGUGAAUAUGCAAUUGACGAGUCUACGACCGAGGCGGGGACCGAACCAUCACAAGAGAAAACAGAACCAAACACCGCAGAUGGACUCCCAGUCAAGGAGCAGGCCAUGUGCGAGAACAAUGGAUUUGAUGUUUCGAAUCCCUACCAAGACCCUGCCAGUUCACACAUGCCGGUCCUUCAAGCCAACAAUGUAUAUAUUCACACUCAUCCUCAGAGUUCAGCAGGGCCUCAAGCGUACUCUGAGACUGCUCAAUACUUUCAGUCAACUUCGGAUGCGAAUGGCCCCCCCAUCAUGACGACGGAUAUGACAUCUUUUGCUACCAUGAGUCCAACAGAUGGCAACGCAACGUUCACUCAGCCAUACAUAGCAUGUGAGAAUGCGUACCUCCCGGCAGAGUUCAAUUUCUUUCCUUCGAAUUCGGCACCCAGGAUUGCCGGCAUGGCCGAAGGAGGUCUUGACUGGCUGGGUCUGGAGCUGGAUUCUCCAAACAAGAGCGAUGCCAGGGCACAAUCCAUGGGUCAGAUUUAUUCUCCUGGAUCUUUCCAAUAUUUACCUAAUCAACCAAUGAUGCUGGGAGAUUCUGAAGCUCUUAUGGGCAGAUUACCGUCAUCUCAUGCGGUCGGAAUGCAGCACUCGAGACCCAAAGACAAUAUGAGUACGGCAGCCCAACGUACAGACUCACAAACGGGGACUCAACAAUGGCCUUUCGAUCAUACAAGAAAUCCCGAACCACAGAAACAUAAACUGCCACCGUUGCGGGAUAUCCUCCAAGGCACUAUCACCUCAAGUGACAGCGGCAGCAUUAUACGAAGUCUGGUGCAACUUCUAUCCACGCCAUGCCUACCCGAUGUUGAAUCGGCAGACAUGAAUAUGAUGAGUGCUAUGGAUGUCUUGAAGAACUCAUUGGAUCUAUAUUUUACCGAGUUUCAUGCUGUGUUGCCUCUAGUGCAUAUCCCUACUUUUAAUAUGGCACAGGUGCCGACGGUGACAUUAGCGUCAAUGUCAUGUAUCGGGGCCAUGUACUCUGAUGACCGACAGGGGACCGAACAAGCCUCCUCGCUGAGUGAGAUGUGCAUUCAAAUGAUCGCUUGGCUGGGUGGUUCCGAUAGCACCAACUUCUACAAACCCGCUUAUCUGAUCGCUUGCUGUCUGCACCAAAUUUACUCCUUGGGUUCCGGCAACAGGCGUUUGUAUCAGAAUGCCGACUGUAACAGGGGUAUCCUUAUUGGAUGUCUCCGAGGAAUGGGCAUUCUGAAGUCUCGUGUCAGCACGGAGGUCGAGGACGAAGAUAUCAGAGAUGCCUUGACUGUCGCUAAUGCCACGAAUGAAUGGUUACGUUGGAAGGAUCAAGAGGAAGAGAAGCGGAUUGCAUGGUCGGUGUUCGAAUAUGAUUGCAGUCUCUGCACUCUGACCUCAAAGAGGGGAGCUGUUGAUCUUACUGAACUUCCAAGCCAUCUGCCAUGCGCCGAGCCUUUAUGGGAUGCACCUUCGGCUCAAGCAUGGAAUGUACUGCAUUCCCGAGUUUCCCUGACCGCGCGAGGAGCCCCAACGUCAAGUAUCCUUCGCAAUUUGCUGGCCGGCAAGGAGGUCCCUUUGGAUUUACCUGCUUGGAGUAAGAGACUCUGUGCGCAGUAUAUAGGCCGCCUUUUGUGGGACCUGAAGCAGUUGGACAUUAUGGCGACCAAUGAGUACCUCAAAUUGCCUUCUAUGUCUGCCGCUCAGCAACAUACCAAGUCUAUGCUUCUCCAUGGGCUCAACACAAUCUGCGAAUCCAUGUAUACUCCGGCCACUACGGCCGAAUUGAUCCACUACAACCUUGCGUCCCUCAUCUGUCAUUACUCCCAUUUGUAUAGUGCCGACGAAGCUAUGGACCUGAUCGUCCACAUCUUCCGGACCUCGGCUUCACAAACAAAGUCUCCUGACCCCAGCGCCGUGUCAGCUAGACGAAGACUCGGUGCAAUUUUAGUAAAGAACCCUCAGAAGGCCCGGAAUUUGGCAUGGCACGCGGCACAAAUCAUCGCAGUGGCAAACGAGUACCUUGUCUCGGCGCCAUGUGAGAUCAUGCGGGUUUUCAUGGGCUACAUCUUCAUUCUAGCCUUUGCUAAGUUUGGACCUCAACCGUCGUCCGACUCCAACCUCGAUUCUUCUCCAGUUCGACUGGACCUUUCCAAUCGGGUAGCAGGCCAAAAGGCUGCCAUCGCCACUUGGAUCCAACAUGGAGGGUAUGCAAGCAUCGGUUUGGUUAAAAACGUCUACAGCAAUGGAGGGUUGAACGCCAUAAGUCAUGAGGCUCAGACGAUGUUGCGAAAGCUGAGAUAUUGGGGUCUUGCCAAGAAGUUCAUCCGAAUCCUUGAGAGCUUUGAUCUUAUGGACUAG